This is a messenger RNA of Ilex paraguariensis (yerba mate), 169 nucleotides long. The record is from the annotation of a GenBank genome assembly. Lineage: Eukaryota; Viridiplantae; Streptophyta; Magnoliopsida; Aquifoliales; Aquifoliaceae.
AUGAACAUCUGGAAGCUCUCCAAAACUCUCUGGAAUACGAAGACAUUGAAGGAACCAAGGCAAGGCCAAAUUAGUAGGGUUUUUGUAAAGUCAGGACAACUAGUUGGAAGUCUAGAUAUAGCCAUUAGGCUUCCAAUGGCUACAUCUAGAAGACUAUCUGGAAGUUCAA